Puccinia graminis f. sp. tritici CRL 75-36-700-3 is the source of this 1435-nucleotide messenger RNA. RefSeq lists its product as uncharacterized. Gene Ontology annotation, molecular function: mannan endo-1,6-alpha-mannosidase activity. The record is from RefSeq and is a predicted model, not a curated record. Bases 1 to 1419 code for a protein of 472 amino acids. The transcript has 5 exons. Gene Ontology annotation, biological process: fungal-type cell wall biogenesis; carbohydrate catabolic process. NCBI's taxonomy places the organism in Eukaryota, Fungi, Basidiomycota, Pucciniomycetes, Pucciniales, Pucciniaceae.
AUGAUUCUCAACCUACGACGGCUCACAAGAUGUCUAUUCCUGAGCAGCACUCUAGCACCCUCAUUCACUCAGGCGGUAUCCUUGGACGUCAACGAUCUCUCGGCCCUCAAGAAUGCCGCCUCGACAGCCCUCAAGAAUCUGAUGAGCUUCUACACCCCCAAUCCGAGCGGAGUCUUCGACCAGGCCUCAACCCCCUGGCACGAGUCCGGCAUGAUCUGGGGACUCUUCAUGGACUAUGCUAAAUAUACGGGCGAUACCCAGUUCCUCGACGUCGUCACCGGCGCUCUCGUUAAUGCUUCAUACGGUGCUGAACAAGAUCUUCUCGGUGGUGCAAUGUCUUCAACAGCCGCUACUCUGUUAGGACGAUGGAACGACGAUAUUCUAUGGCACAGUUUGGCUACUGUUGGUGGGGCUGAAAUCUAUGGUGCUGAAUCAAUCAUGCCCGGGUCGAAGGGCUCAUGGAUGACCCUUGCUCAAAAGACGUACGACCAAACCUAUCAACAAUGGGACAACGGAUGUGGUGGAGGAAUCUACUGGUCUCGGGAUAGGAAUGGAGCCUCAGCACCCUACAAAUCUCUGAUUACCCAACUGGAAUUCAUCCAACAAGGCGCGCGAAACUUCAUGGAGAACAAGAACAACACGGCCUUAGAUCUGUCGAAGGCGGCGAUGGACUGGGUGUUCUCAUCGGGGCUUGGGAACGCGCAAACAGGGAUCCUGUACGACGGGAUGAACGUGGGCGAGUGUGGAAAGUUUACGACCCAUCUAUGGAGUUACAACUACGGCUCGCUGUUGGGUGCCUUAGCAUGGAUGCACAAGGCCACGGGAAACAACACCUAUCUGGACCUGAUCGGGCCGUUCUACAACUAUGCGAGCCAGACGUUCAGUGGACAGAAUGUGUCGAAUGUGGUGACGGAGACCUGCGAGCCCGGGGCGAGAUGUAACCGAGACCAACAGGGCUUCAAGGCGGUCUAUCUACGCAAUCUGGCCUACACCUAUCGAGAGGCGAGCUCUGAUUCGAUCAAGAACUCAAUCAAAACCACCGUCGAUGCGUCGGUUGCAGCCAUGGUCCAAAACUCGUGUGACAACGAAUGGUUCUGUAACGGCAACUGGACCGCCGAUGCCAGCCCGGUCAAAUACGUCCGCUCCCAACACGUCUCCGCCGCCCUCUUAGUCUCUGCCCUCGGCAUCCAUCUCAAUCCUGAGGGCGGCCUCUUGCCCAAGAUCACCCCCGGCCAGCUCGUCGAUACCACCAAUGGCGCCGCUGGGCUUGGGUCUGGUAGCACUAAGAAUCCCGGGAAAGUCACCAGCAAACCGCUCGCGGCUGCCCCCGGCCUUUCCGUCACCUUCUCGUCCCUCUUCUUCGGCUUCUUCAUCGCUUCUAUUUCGUCCUUCUCUCCGCUAGACCUGAUUCCUUCUUAAACCCAUACCCCCCCUU